AUGAAAAAGGCUAUUGAAUUAGCGGAUACAAAAGGAAUUCGAAUACAAAUUUCAGGGCGUAUUGGCGGAAAAGAAAUUGCACGCGUCGUGUGGAUCACUGCAUUUUCGACUAUUGCAGCAGAUUCAAUUUCUUCACCGCCAGAAGCGGAUUCCAUGACAACAGAUAGCUUGCUUGUCUUUCUAAACAGUAUAGGGACUGCUUUGCUUCCUUUCCUAGUUAGGACUUUGUCUCCCUUUCGUUAUCUUCCGCCCCGGGUGGAUGACCUGUGGGAGCUAAGUCGUAUGGGAAAUAUUGAAACCGUGCUCUCUAGUAGUAUCGCGGCUGUCUUUUUUGCAGCUUAG
Striga asiatica is the source of this 342-nucleotide messenger RNA. NCBI's taxonomy places the organism in Eukaryota, Viridiplantae, Streptophyta, Magnoliopsida, Lamiales, Orobanchaceae. The record is from the annotation of a GenBank genome assembly.